Colletotrichum higginsianum IMI 349063 is the source of this 1506-nucleotide messenger RNA. RefSeq names its product Amidohydrolase. Bases 1 to 1506 code for a protein of 501 amino acids. The transcript has 2 exons. Gene Ontology annotation, molecular function: hydrolase activity, acting on carbon-nitrogen (but not peptide) bonds. The record is from RefSeq and is a predicted model, not a curated record. Lineage: Eukaryota; Fungi; Ascomycota; Sordariomycetes; Glomerellales; Glomerellaceae.
AUGACUCUGUCGACUUCUAGAAUUCUGCUUAAGAAGGGAGUACUUCUCAUCCACGACAAGGAUGGAAAUGUGAACCCUGUGCGGUCGGACUUGCUGGUGGAGGGAGAUAAGAUUGUCCAAAUCAGCGACGACAUCGAGGCCAGCGGUGACCAUGUCAAGGUGUUCGACUGCGAAGGCAAGGUGAUAUCGCCCGGUUUCAUAAGCACACACCACCAUGUCUGGCAGACCGCUCUCAAGGGUCGUCACGCCAACCACAGUCUUCUCGAGUACCUCCCGACUGGCAGCUAUGCUGGCGCGCUCUACUCCGCCGACGACGCCUUCUGGGGAGAGCUCGGUGGUGCACUGGAGGCAAUCGACGGUGGCACCACCACGGUUGUGGACCACUCCAGCCUGAACGUUGGCCCCGAGUACCCGCCGACCAUGAUUCAAGCUCUCGCCGCCUCUGGUCUUCGAGCUGUGUACUGCUAUUGCGUCCCUACAGUAGUGUCCAGCUGGAGUCCGCUCACAUGGCAGGACGACUACACCUCCCCAGAUGUUCUUGUACCCUGGAAGUCGCUCGCUUCGAAUGGCCCAUACGGAGAUGGGAGGAUCCAGCUCGGCUUCGCGGUGGACAAUGUGCACCAGUCGCCCGACGAGAUGAAGAAGCUGUACUCGGAGCUUCGUGCGGCGAAGGCCAAGGUCAUCACCUCCCACAGCGCCGGGGGCCUGGCAUACGGCAACGGUCCCAGCGUGGCUCAGCUCCUCGAGGGCCACGGCCUUCUCGGGCCCGACAUCCUAGUCUCCCACGCAAUCUCCCCCAGGGAUGGCGACGCGGGUCUGUUCGCGAAGCGCGACGCUCACAUCUCCUCGACCCCCAACACGGAGCUCCAGGCGGGCGCGCCUCCCGUCUGCCUUCGCCCCGAGUUCGAAGCGCAGUCGAGCCUGGGCGUGGACUGCCACUCCUGGGGCAGCAGUUUCAUGCCGAGCCAGAUGCGUCUCGGUCUGCAGCACGCCCGUACGGAACGCUGUGCGGACCUGGGUAGGCAAGGCAAAUGGAGCCGCCACGUCGGUCCCUCAGCCGAGCAGGUCUUCAACCUCGCGACCAUCGGCGGUGCUCGAGCGAUCGGCAUGGCCGGCGAGGUCGGCCAGAUCCGCGUGGGCGCCAAGGCGGAUCUUGUGAUAUUCGACACCGGCAGCCCCUCGAUGCUCCCGGCCGCCGAGGAGGACCCCGUCGCCGCGAUUGUCUUGCAUUCGAGCGAGCGCGACGUGGAGACCGUCAUUGUCGGCGGUGUCAUCAGGAAGGAGGACGGGAAGCUGAUGCCUGUGUCUGUUGCUCAUGAAGUCCCGGGGGCAAUCGAUCUCGGCCUCGUUGGAAAGGAAAUCACUUGGAAAGAUGUUGCCAAGGAGCUGCUUGAGAGCCGGAAGAGGCUCAACGAGAAAGUGGAGGGCAUUGACAUGAAGGCUGCCGAGGAGGUUGUCAUCACCAACUUUUACAUGAACCGAAAGGACAUGGUGGAGCAGGCCUGA